AUGCUACGGUUUUCGAAAAAGUCCCAUUCAAAUUUAAAGGAUAAUAAGAAAAGACAUUCUUCUUUUUUUGAUUUAAAUUCAUUUGAUACAAAUAACGUUGAGAACGGGAAUAAAAAUUCGAAAAAUGAGAGUAAAAAAGGGUCUAAAAAUGAGAAAGCUGUUUUUGUAAACAACCUACAACAAUAUAGUAAACAAGAUAGUUCUGUCCAGCAAAAAAAUAUGCAACAUGAACGUGAGACUGCAAAUUCCAUAUUAAGGGAGCCUAAAGAAAAAUCGAAUUCAAAAACAAAAAGACAAAGUACAAUUUUAGAUGAGAAUAUUGUCAAAGAUUACCAUUUAGCCAUCAAACAUUUCAAUAUGGAAGAUGAAAAGAGAACUUCUCUCGAAUAUAAAAUUUCAAAUGAGAAACAUUCAAAAUCUGGAUCGGUAGAUUCUAAUUUCAGUAGCGCUACUAUGGAUUCUAACAUGUCUUCUUUAUUCUCUUCUUCUGCAACAGUAUCGCUUAGGGAUUUCCUAUAUGAAGAAUUUGAAACUAAUAAAUUUCUAAGUAAAACUCACCAAACAUAUAAUAAUGAUAACUGUAACAGUGUUACUGGAAAAAAAGCAUUCUUGGAAAUUCCAGAUGAUAGACAUAAGAGUGCAAAAUGGCGUAAAAUAACAGAUAAAGAGAAAAAUAAAAUUCAUAGUGAAAGCAAUAUAGAUCAUUUUGAUUACCAUAGAAGGACGGAAUUGGAAUUCUAG
Tetrapisispora phaffii CBS 4417 is the source of this 741-nucleotide messenger RNA. RefSeq lists its product as uncharacterized. The record is from RefSeq and is a predicted model, not a curated record. The transcript has a single exon. The coding region runs from base 1 to 741 and encodes 246 amino acids. Lineage: Eukaryota; Fungi; Ascomycota; Saccharomycetes; Saccharomycetales; Saccharomycetaceae.